AUGAGCAUUUUCCAGCCUGCUGCGUGGAACGAUGGAGAAAAGGCGAUCCAUAAGCGCACCCACGGCCAGUUCGACCGAGACAACCCGACGACACCAUUCUUGACUCCCCGAGCAGCACAACAAAUACAGCGCUACCAGCUUAUGGCGAUUGGGACAUUGGAUGAGAACGACCGGCCGUGGUGCACCGUCUGGGGCUCCGGUCAGCCCCCUAUGGCACAGCCAAUUGGGCAGAGCAUCAUUGGUAUUCGGACAAACGUCGACGCCACGUUUGACCCGGUGACGGAAGCCAUCUGGAAAGGGAAAACCGACGGGGAGGUCUUGCGACUCGAAGGGGACGGGAAAAUGAUGGCUGGCCUGAGCAUUCAGCUGGAAGAACGAGGUCGAGUCAAGCUGGCUGGGAAAAUCAUCGCUGGGGCUCUGAACGCUGACACGAGCCCACCUGACCAGACGAAGUACCGAGGUAACUUGCCGACGGGACAGUCAGGCGAGGUGCAACUGGUGGUCAAGAUUGACCAGAGCCUGGGAAACUGUCCAAAAUACUUGAAUCGGAAAAGGAUCAGCUCCGUACGCCCAAACCCUCGACUCGUGUCCUCCUCACCACGCCUCACACAGGAAGCGAUCGACCUCAUUCACCGUGCCGAUUUGUUUUUCGUUGCCUCUGCGCAUAGACAUGAAGACAUGGACGUCAACCAUCGGGGCGGGCCCCAGGGCUUCAUGCGCACACAUCAGCCGGAUAACCCUGAUGAAGGAACAAUCAUCAUCUGGCCAGAAUACAGCGGGAACAACCUGUAUCAGACACUGGGGAACCUCGAAACCACGCCUCGCGCCGGACUCGUCAUCCCAGAUUUUGAAACCGGCGACGUCCUCUACGUGACCGGCAACACGGAAACACUAGUCGGGGCGGACGCGAGCGCGGUAAUGGCGAAGAGCAAAUUAGCAGUGCGACUAAAGGUGACAGAAGCAAGGCUUGUGCAAGAAGGGUUACCUUUCCGCGGGACAUUGAUGAAGGACGCCUCAGAAGGCCGGUCACCGUACAACCCGCGCGUGCGAUAUCUGACAAGCGAGCAGACCGACGGGACGGCCCCAGUGCCAGGUGAAGAAAGCCGAGUCACAGCGCAGCUAGUAGGCAAGUGGAGACUGACACCGACGAUCACGCGGUACCGGUUUGCGCUGGCGGAACCCACUGUAUUCGGACCUUGGAAGCCCGGACAGUACGUGGCGAUGGACUUCACCGACGAGCUGGACAUGGGCUACUCGCACAUGCGGGACGACGACCCGACGAGCUUGAACGACGACUUCAUCCGCUCAUUCACGGUUUCGUCGGCCCCCAAUUCUCUAGGCGAGCACGGCGAGGAAUUCGAAAUCACAGUGCGCAAGGUCGGCAGCGUCACCCGCUGGCUCGAGUGGCAGCGUCCCGGCAGAUGCGAGGUGGGAGUGCGCGGGUUUGGAGGCGAGUUCGCCUUCGCGCAGGGGCAGGCGCAGGAUCGUGGCGGUGAUGGAAGCUUUAAGAAGACUGGCUUCGUAGCCGCGGGGAUUGGGAUCACGCCGUUGCUUGGGCAGAUGGGCGCCGGUACUGGUGCUAGUGGUCUGGACCUGACGCGGCUCAAGGUCUGGUGGAGUGUGGGCAUCCUCGACAUUGGCCUGGCGCUCGACAUUCUCACACGGUAUCCUGACCUGGCCCCAGUCUUGACCAUCUACCUGACGGGAGAUGGAGAUGGAGAUGCGGGCUUGGUGGCAGACCAAGACAAGCAGGAAGAACGGACGAAGCUUCACAAACUGAUCGACACGGGCGUCACCAUCGAGCGGAGGAGAAUGCAACCGACAGAUCUGACCGGGUCGCAGGACGACGUGGACAGAUGGUAUCUCUGCACGGCACCGGCGAUGCGCAAGGUCGUGCAGGACUGGAUGCCGGGCAAGACUAUAGUCUAUGAGACUUUUGAUUACUGA
Molecule: messenger RNA, 1947 nt
Organism: Capronia epimyces CBS 606.96
Lineage: Eukaryota; Fungi; Ascomycota; Eurotiomycetes; Chaetothyriales; Herpotrichiellaceae
Exons: 1
Coding region: 1-1947 (648 amino acids)
Molecular function (GO): oxidoreductase activity
Source: RefSeq, a predicted model, not a curated record